UCUCUCUGGCCUCCAUCUUGGAACGACGCGCCGUGGAGCUGGAACCAUGCAACUCUUCAUUCGUGCUCAGAAUCUGCACACCCUUGAGGUGUCUGGAGAAGAAACAGUAGCUCACCUGAAGGCUCACAUUGAGCCCUUGGAGGGCAUCGCACCUGAGGAUCAGGUGGUUCUCUUGGGUGGGACUCCAUUGGAAGAUGAUGCCAUCAUUGGGCAGUGCGGUAUCAGUGACUUCACAACUGUGGAGAUCGCUGCACGCAUGCUGGGUGGAAAAGUCCACGGCUCCCUGGCUCGUGCUGGCAAAGUGAGAGGCCAGACCCCCAAAGUUGCUAAGCAAGAGAAGAAGAAAAAGAAGACUGGCCGUGCUAAGAGACGCAUGCAAUACAACCGCCGCUUUGUCAACGUUGUGCCAGGCUUUGGCAAGAAGAAGGGCCCCAAUGCUAACUCCUAAAGAGCACCCAGUUACCUAAUAAAUCUGAUACUUGCUUGGGGAAAAAAAA
This is a messenger RNA of Eublepharis macularius, 497 nucleotides long. Its product is annotated as FAU ubiquitin-like and ribosomal protein S30. Gene Ontology annotation, molecular function: structural constituent of ribosome; protein binding. The record is from RefSeq and is a predicted model, not a curated record. Gene Ontology annotation, biological process: translation. The coding region runs from base 47 to 448 and encodes 133 amino acids. NCBI's taxonomy places the organism in Eukaryota, Metazoa, Chordata, Lepidosauria, Squamata, Eublepharidae. The transcript has a single exon. Gene Ontology annotation, cellular component: ribosome; cytosolic small ribosomal subunit.